AUGCGCUUCCCUCCGACCUCGGUUCCUACCUCCUUGGAGCUAAUCGGCAACACACCGGUAGUACGUCUGCGUCAUGUCGUUCCAGAUAAUUGUGCGCGUGUCUUCCUGUUAAUGGAAUCCUUCAACCCAACUGGCUCGUAUAAGGAUCGUAUGGCAAAGUCAAUGAUCAAUGAGACCGAGCGUCAGGGACAUCUGAGGUCAGGUAUGACGGUUGUGGAAGCUACUGGUGGAAGUACAGGUUCCUCACUCUCCUUUGUCUGUGCCGUAAAACGGUAUCCAUUCCAUGUCGUGUCGUCGAAUGCAUUUUCUGUCGAGAAACUUCGAACUAUGACUGCUUUCGGUGCAAAUCUUGACCUGAUUCACACUCCCACCGGCAAAGUCACUCCAGAUCUUAUACCCUCUAUGAUACGUCGCGCAGAAGAAGUCAGUGAGGCCAAGGAUUAUUACUUCACCAACCAGUUCAAAAACCGGGCAGCUCUUCUUGGAUACGAGACCAUUGGCCACGAAUUAGUCCAGCAGUUUCCAGAGGGAAUUGAUCUAUUCUGCGGUGCUGUUGGCACUGCUGGUAUGAUGAUGGGAGUCGCGCGGGCCCUGAAAGAAAAGUGGCCAGAAACCCAUGUUGCCGUUCUUGAACCGGCAUCUUCACCUACAAUAACCGAAAGCCGUCCUGGAACGCAUCAUGUUGAAGGUAUCGGUAUCGGGUACAUUCCGCCGCAUCUAGAUCGUCAGUUAUAUGAUGAAGCACUUCGAAUAUUGGAACAUGACGGGCGAAGCAUGUGUUGUCGCCUUGCCAAAGAAGAAGGAUUGCUCGUUGGGACAUCCACUGGUCUCAACGUAGUGGCCGCGAUCAAACUGGCAAAGGAGAUAGGACCGGAUAGAACUGUCGUCACUGUAGCGGCAGACACGGGACUCAAAUAUCUGAAUGGAAGCUUGUUCGCCAAUGGAUGA
Messenger RNA from Aspergillus chevalieri, 948 nucleotides. Its product is annotated as PLP-dependent cysteine synthase family protein. The transcript has a single exon. Bases 1 to 948 code for a protein of 315 amino acids. The record is from RefSeq and is a predicted model, not a curated record. Gene Ontology annotation, cellular component: cytoplasm. Gene Ontology annotation, biological process: L-cysteine biosynthetic process. NCBI's taxonomy places the organism in Eukaryota, Fungi, Ascomycota, Eurotiomycetes, Eurotiales, Aspergillaceae.